Messenger RNA from Capsicum annuum, 2062 nucleotides. Its product is annotated as aspartyl protease family protein 2. NCBI's taxonomy places the organism in Eukaryota, Viridiplantae, Streptophyta, Magnoliopsida, Solanales, Solanaceae. Bases 11 to 1759 code for a protein of 582 amino acids. The transcript has a single exon. Gene Ontology annotation, biological process: proteolysis. Gene Ontology annotation, molecular function: aspartic-type endopeptidase activity. The record is from RefSeq and is a predicted model, not a curated record.
GAAAGAUGCAAUGCAUAUCUAUAGCUCAAGACAUUAUUAUUCAUUUCUUUAUAGUAACAAAAAAAUAAAUAUCCAAAGUAUAACUCCAAACAGUAAACAACCUUUAUUUUUCCAAUUUGUUUUGUUUUUCUUUUACGUACAUCACCGCCACGUACCGUUGACACCCACGAGACCAAAAAAUCCAACGUCUUUGUCACCAUUAUUUAUACUCCCAAUGCUCUUCCUUCCCACUCUCACUGCUAAAAAAAAAAUGGAAGGAAAAACCAUUCCCCUUUCCUUCCUCUUCACUUUCUCUAUCAUUUUCCUUUCCCUUUUUGCCCUUUCUGUCACUUCUUCUUCCCUUCAAUACCAAAAAUUAGUGUUACAUUCACUCCCGGAAACUCAACUGCAGUCCCUUAACUGGGAUGCCCAAGAUUUGAGUGCCCAGUUGCUUUCCGCCGAUGGGUCCGAACCGGAUCCGGAUACUACACUUUCCGGGUCGGAUCCGGAUCCGAAUAACGUACUGUCUGUACAGCUACAUCAUGUUGAUUUAGCGUCUCCGGCGUCGUUUAAUGCUACUCCACAUGCUUUGUUCAAGCUCCGGCUUAAACGAGAUGCUGUUAGAGCUAAGGCAAUUUCGAUUCUUGCUGCUGCUAAUGUUACCGUUGGCCGCCGUGCCGGACGGGGACAUGCUGGUGGAAGGGAUUUUUCUAGUUCGGUUAUUUCUGGGCUUGCGCAGGGUAGUGGAGAGUACUUCACGCGUAUAGGUAUAGGUACUCCUUCGAAAUAUGCUUACAUGGUUUUGGACACUGGAAGUGACGUUGUUUGGAUCCAGUGUUCGCCUUGCAAGAAGUGUUAUACUCAGACCGACCCGGUUUUUGACCCGACUAAGUCGUCUUCCUUCGUUGGUGUUUCAUGUGGUUCGCCUUUGUGCCGCCAGUUGGACACUGUUGGCUGUAGCCGGAAGAAGUGCCUUUACCAGGUUUCCUACGGCGACGGUUCGUUCACCGUCGGUGAUUUUUCGACGGAAACACUGACUUUCCGGGGGACACGUGUCAACAAUAUUGCACUUGGUUGUGGCCACGACAACGAAGGUUUAUUCGUCGGAGCCGCCGGGUUACUGGGUCUAGGCCGGGGAAGACUAUCAUUUCCGACUCAAGCUGGUCGGAGAUUCGGCCGGAAGUUCUCCUACUGCCUCGUAGACCGGUCCACUUCCGCUAGGCCAUCCUAUCUAGUCUUCGGCGAAUCUGCCGUUUCUCGAACCGCCGUGUUUACCCCACUCGUCACUAACCGAAAACUCGACACGUUUUACUACGUGGAGCUCGCCGGAAUCAGCGUCGGCGGAACUAGGGUUCCGUCCAUUAGGCCGUCGUUGUUCAAGCUAAACGCCGCCGGUGAUGGCGGUGUCAUAGUAGAUUCAGGAACCUCAGUGACCCGCUUGACCCGACCCGCUUACAUAGCACUUCGGGACGCUUUCCGUGUAGGUGCUAGAGAUCUGAAAAGAGCACCAGAUUUCUCAUUGUUCGAUACAUGCUUCGAUCUCUCAGGGAAAACUGAAGUGAAGGUGCCGACGGUGGCUCUGCAUUUCCGGGGAGCUGACGUGUCAUUGCCGGCGUCGAACUACUUAAUUCCUGUAGACAGUGAUGGAACAUUCUGCUUUGCAUUUGCAGGUACCAUGAGUGGAUUGUCCAUAAUUGGCAACAUUCAGCAACAAGGUUUCAGGGUAGUGUUUGAUCUUGCUGGUUCUCGUCUAGGAUUUGCUCCACGUGGCUGUGCUUAAGUUAAUGCCAAACACAAUCAAGAAAAAAAAGAUCGAAAUUUGCUUCCAAAAUCCCCACGUUUGUCGUGUUUAAUUAAUUUCUUUGGUUAGGGGUGGAUUAGGAGAACCAAAAGAAACAUGAGUGUUUGUAUUAUGUGCUAAAUUAAUGUUGUAAUACAGGGUUACUUAGUGUAGAUUGUAAGUUGUAACUCGAAACACACUUGUGUUUUGUGUAAGAUGGGCGAAGUUGAUAGUAGGCGCAAAAUGUGCGGCUGCUGCGUAAGGUUGACAUUGCUUUUAUCUAUUUGAUUUGUUUUCUUUGAA